Messenger RNA from Misgurnus anguillicaudatus (oriental weatherfish), 1535 nucleotides. Lineage: Eukaryota; Metazoa; Chordata; Actinopteri; Cypriniformes; Cobitidae. The record is from RefSeq and is a predicted model, not a curated record.
GAGAGAGAGAGAGAGAGAGAGAGAGAGAGAGAGAGAAACACAGAGAGGUAGACAGAGAGAGGUAAAACAGUUCUUCAGAGAAAGAAAGAAGGAUUUCCAGUCAGUUCAUGAUGAAGCUCCACACGGCAGCGUUGGUCCUUUCUGUUCUUCUGCACACAGUAUGGGCUCAGAACCCAGCUGUGUCCGUACGACCUUGUACGGCUGCCGUUAAACCGGGCGAGACGGUGACCUUCCAGUGCAGGGUGACGAGCGGCUCACAGCCCGUCCAGUUCGAGUGGAAGAGGACCAACAACCAACCGCUUGGAGAUAAUGUUAAAAUUGACGGUGCUGUGCUGACUAUUACUAACGUCCGACCCAAUAACCAGGGGAACUAUCGCUGCAUCGCAACCAAUGCACAAGGAAAAGCCGCCAUUAGCGCCUCUCUGACCAUCAAGCAGCCUCCGAAGGUUCGAAUCACACCAUCAGGGCCAGUGAUCCUCAUGGCGGGUGAGAGUGCAUCUCUAGAAUGCAUCGGUUCAGGGAAGCCGCGACCCUCCAUCAGCUGGUUCAAACAGGAAGGAGGAAGUGAGAUUGUUGUCAUGUCCACAACAACAGAAACCAAAGCUGUUCUACAGAUGACAGUGAUGACAGCAGAGGAUGCUGGAAUAUUUGUGUGUCGUGCUCAGAACAAGGAAGGGACUGCUGAGGAGAGGGUGGAGCUUAAGAUACAGGGCGGAGUCUCUACUGGCACCGUGCCAGAGGCUUCAGUAACCGACACUGACCUCACAGCUGUGGAGGGCCAAACGGUGACUAUGCACUGCCAAUCUAGCGGCUCGCCCACUCCACUAAUUUCCUGGUCUAAAUUGCGGGCGCCAUUGCCAUGGCAACACAAGGUGACUGGAGGAAGUCUUACUCUCAAUAAUGUGGGACGGCAGGACUCUGGUCAGUACAUCUGUAACGCUACAAACUCAAUGGGUUACAGCGAAGCGUACGUGCAGCUGGAGGUGGACUCACCUCCCUACGCCACCACUCUGCACGAUGAAAUCGUUGCCCGUCGGGGUGAAGCCUUGCGCCUGCAGUGUCUCGCCCAUGGCACUCAUCCAAUCCGCUUCCGCUGGACACGUGUCUCUGGUCAUAUGUCUCCGGGGGCGGAGACCACCAAAGAUGGCAUUUUGAAGAUUAAUCAGUUGAAAGUGACAGACAGCGGAACGUAUAAAUGCAUUGCAACCAAUCACGUAGGAUCCAGCGAAGUCCUAGCAAAAGUCACUGUUAAAGCUUAAUUUCAGAGACGCUCAACAAUUUCAUGCAGAUUCUGAAAAAUCUAAAUUAAUUAUGAGGUCACCAUAACCUCUUACCAGACAUUACUGACUUCUGAUCUGCCAAGAAGAGACUAAAUAAACUGAUGAUGUUCUGCUCAGGUGAUCAAAGCAUCAAAACAGGAAGAGAUUCUGUUUGUAUAAUGUUACUUGAAAUAUUUCUCAAAUUGUAUGCGGGAUCAUAUGCUUUAAAUCUGCCUUUCUGUCAAACAAACACAUAAUAAAGGUCUCCGAACUGUG